Molecule: messenger RNA, 1731 nt
Organism: Pyricularia pennisetigena
Lineage: Eukaryota; Fungi; Ascomycota; Sordariomycetes; Magnaporthales; Pyriculariaceae
Exons: 4
Coding region: 1-1731 (576 amino acids)
Biological process (GO): transmembrane transport
Molecular function (GO): transmembrane transporter activity
Source: RefSeq, a predicted model, not a curated record
AUGUCCAGCUCCAAGAAUCCCUCACGCCCGUACGAGCUACGAGAAUACACGGGCCACGUACAUUCGUCGGAUGCGCUGAAUCUGUACACAGAGCUGGGUGGAGGUGCGGAAGGCAGCCCCCUUGAGCAGACCAAGACCGAGAUCCACUUCCACGACGAAGUGCAGAAAGAGGAAGAUGACGAGUCCCGGUACCCUUCAGGGCUGCAGCUUGCACUGAUAACCCUUUCCCUGUUCGUCGCCAUCUUCUUGGUCGCAAUCAGCCAGUUGGUCAUCGCCACAGCCAUCCCGACCAUCAGCGACAGCUUCCAGAGCUUUGCAGACAUCUCAUGGUACAGCAUCGGCGAGCAGGUCACCGCCGUCGCGGUGCUGCUGCCAUUUGGUCGCGCCUACACGCUGCUCAGCAUCAAGUGGACCUUUGUGACCUCGGUCAACGUCUACCUGUUGGGGAGCGCCAUAUGCGGGUCUGCUCCGUCCUCGAUCGCCCUUAUCAUCGGGAGGAUGAUACAAGGCGUGGGCAUGGCUGGCGUUUUCGACGGCGCCUUUAUCGUUCUUGCCUAUAUUACCCCGCUGAGGAAGAGGAGUUUAUUCGCUGGCAUCUUCGGGGCUGCGUAUGGGAUUGCGAGUGUUCUCGGACCCGUCAUUGUUAAUCUCCCGAUCGGGUUGGUAAUCGUGCCAGCAAUGAUCUUUUGUCUGCCCAAGAAUAUGGGAUCUUCAACGUCCACGUCCGGCGAGAAAAGGAGUUGGUGGCAAUCCAUCAAGCGGUUCGACCCACUUGGAACCAUCUUGUUGCUGACCUCUCUCGUCUGCCUGACGUUGGCUCUGGAAUGGGGUGGCGAAAUAUACGCCUGGCGUGAUGCCCAUGUCGUCGCAGCGCUCACUGUAUUUGCGGCGACGAUCCUGCCCUGGAUAGCCUUGCAGCAUUUCCAAGGCGAAGAAGCCACUAUUCCGUGGAGCAUGGUGAGCCAGCGAUCAGUAGCGGGAUCAAACCUAUACCUCUUUUUCUUGAGCGGGAGUUUUGCUAUUUCUAUUUUCUUUCUGCAAAUUUGGUUUCAAUCCGUUCAGGGGGAUACUCCCCAGAGUGCGGGCCUCAAGCAGCUGGCGUUGUGUCUCAGCACCGCGGUCGGUUCAGUUGUCGCAGGCGGGCUCGUAAUGCUGACCGGUUACUACAACCCAUACUUGAUUCUCGGCUCCGUCUGCGCGACAGCCGGGUGUGCCAUCAUGAUGAUAAUCGACCGAAAUGCUGGUUUUGGUCUUGUUAUCGGGGUUCAAAUCCUCAUCGGCGCCGGUGUGGGAGCUGGAGGCGAGCAGGCCAACGUUGCCGUUCAGGCCGUGCUGCCGAGCGACAAGUUGGCGAGGGGCACGAGUCUUACCCUCUUCGUGAGGCUUCUCGGCUUUGCGAUGUGGGUGCCCGUGGCCCAAAGCAUCAUCCAAAAGGAGAUACUCGAGCAGCUUGGUCCCGAAUUGACCAGCGAGGUCUACGGCAACGGCGGGGCAGGGGAUCUGCACGAGCAGCUCGAGGAAAUCUUUGAUGGAGACAAUACUCCGGACUACAUGGAAGCACUUAAUAGGCUGAACUAUGCCAUCACCAGGGCGUUCGUGCUGGCCAUGAUUUUGGCUGCCAUCUCUUUGCCGUUUGCUAUGAUGGUAGAGUGGCGGAGUGUCAAGACGAAGAAAGAAGACUCGAAGGGGAAGAAGAUUGCGGAGAGACACGGCCGAGGAUCCGUGGAAUAA